AUGGGCAUACAGCUGAUUCCCCGCGAAAAGUCCCUCCUCUUUAGAAAGAAAGAAGAAAAAGAAAAGAAGAAAGGAUACCCGGGUCAGUCUACGUCGCCCCCUUCCUAUCCCUCCCUUUCCCGCUCGAAGCAAGCAGCGAAUAAACGAAUUGCUGAAUUAAAUUUAUCGGGCCGGAAGAAAGCGACAAUCGGUAGUUUCGUAAAUGUCGAACCUCGGAAUCGAUUGAUCGAUAAGGCACCGGAGGUGCAGUGUAAUGCAGUGCAGAUCCACGUUCUGUCCGGGCAGCGGGCGGGCGAGGUAGAGCGCGAGCGCGGGGAUGACAGGCGGCACACUAGAUCCCCUGCCUUCCUUCCUUCCUUCCUUCCUUCCUUCCUUCCUUCCUAGGAACAAUGAACAAGAAGGGAAAAAAUGACGAUGAGGCUCGCGUUGCGAUGGCGGUUGUCGAUGUUGGCGGGGGGGUAGGUAGUUGCAGUAGCUGUGUUGUGUGGGUUGUCGCGUUGCUCCUUGUUUUGAUUCAUACUAUUUUGGUGUUGCGAUGGGGGCACGCACUGUAUGGGUGUGUACGGCAGGCAUUGUUGACUGACGGACAUGCAGUGGUUUGGCGUUUUCCGUGGCUUGGCGGGAACCCGUUCCUCGCUGCUUGAGUGGCUAAUGGCUUGGCGCAUGGUGUGUCACUCGAUACACCACUCUGGAUUUUGGUGAGCUUUCUUCGGCGGUAAGGGAGGAAGAGGAUCUGCUCGGCACCAGAUAGCGCCCUCUACUCCCCCACUGGCACAGAGUGGAGAGGGGGGGAGGCGCGCACGGAGGGGAGAUAGGGUAAGGUGAAGUGAGGCAAGUAAGGUGCGGCAAUGGAAGGUUACUCGAAUACCUGCCACCUGAUACCGUAUGACAGAAAACGACCGCCACAAAACUAUUUGAAAGGAAAAAGAAAAAGCCGAGGCGAAGCCCAAAUCGUUUGAGGAACAGUUACAGUCCCAUAACUCAUUACACUGAGCUAAAAGAUGUGUUCUUUUCUCGUGGCCUCUUUUUUUAUUUUUCCUAUUUU
Messenger RNA from Tuber melanosporum (Perigord truffle), 1045 nucleotides. RefSeq lists its product as uncharacterized. The transcript has a single exon. Lineage: Eukaryota; Fungi; Ascomycota; Pezizomycetes; Pezizales; Tuberaceae. The coding region runs from base 1 to 384 and encodes 127 amino acids. The record is from RefSeq and is a predicted model, not a curated record.